Molecule: messenger RNA, 476 nt
Organism: Paralichthys olivaceus (Japanese flounder)
Lineage: Eukaryota; Metazoa; Chordata; Actinopteri; Pleuronectiformes; Paralichthyidae
Source: RefSeq, a predicted model, not a curated record
CGUGCAGUCUGGUGUACUAUGGUCUGACUCUUGGAGCCAGUGAAACCUCUGGCAACCGUUAUGUAAACGUGGCCAUGUACGGUCUGGUGGAGCUGCCCGCAUACCCGCUCUGUAUGUACUUCAUCAACAAACACUGGGCCGGGAGGAGGAAGAGCAUGGCCAGCUUCCUGUGUCUGGCCGGCAUCGCCUGCCUCUGCACCACGUUCAUCCCUGAAAACACAGGGACGUUGCUGAGCGUCACGUCGUUUGCACUUCUGGGGAAACUGAUGGUCAGCGCUGCGUUCAACAUCGCCUACAUCUACACGUCAGAGCUCUACCCAACAGUUAUCAGGAACGCUGGUUUGGGGGUGUGUUCAAUGUCCUGCAGAGUCGGAGGAAUUCUGGCACCAUUUGUUCCCUCCAUGGUGUGUGUGUGCGCGCGUGCGUGUGUGUGUCAAUCGCCCCCUGGUGACUGGGUGUAGUAUAGAUCGGGGCGG